GGUACAUGCAGGUUGCAUGUGCCCUCGAAUUAUCAGAGAGGAAAAAAAAAAAUACCGGUGUCGAUUGAAGCUGCAAAAAUAGGCUGCAGAUUGCCAUUUUCAAACCCGCACCCCACAUUUCAUUCUCUAUUGCCAAUGUCAAGCCUGCUACUCCGUCACGCUAGCAGAGCUUGCAAGUGGAAAUCACCUCAAAGCAGAAUCUUCACCAACCAGGAGCGUUUCACCCAAACUGCUUCUAUCUACAGGAUGGCUUCAUCACCAAAGUCGGUUCCCGUCGAGGGCGUUAAUGCUGGUAAUCCAGACGCCUGGAAUAGACUUGCCUCAGAAUCAAGCAAUCAAAAUGGCGAAAAGAAGGGAGGAAAGCAACAACGUUGGAACAAGAAGCGAAAGGAGCGGUCCCCAGUACCAGAGGGCGUGGCCCAGUUUAACCUGUCAAAGAGAGAAAGAGCCAAGCUCAGGAAGAGGGGCUUACUUACCGUGGUUGAGGGCACGCAUGAUGAUGUCCUGGCACUUGAUCUCAAGGACUUGAUGGGCAGGUUAACACUGGGCGACGUCGCCAGAGAUGGUGAACAGGCGGCGCCCGGCACAGAGGCAGUUACAGAGGGUCAAAAUACCGAGGGCACCAAGGCACCUACGCUUCCAGAGCUUGGAACUGAGAUUGACGUCAAGGUGUUGGAACUCUCGUCCACUGGUGAUGGGCUCGCUGUCCAAGAAGGCUCCAACCAGAUAUACGUGGUAUCAUUUGUAGUGCCGGGCGACCUUGUCAAAGUCAAGGUUUUCCGCCAUCUUAAGACUCACAGCGCGGCCGACCUCGUAUCGGUUGUGACGCCGUCAGCGGAACGCGACGACAAGAGGAUCAACUGCCCUCAUUUCUCACGCUGCAGUGGAUGCCAAUUUCAGCCCAUGUCUUACGAAGAUCAACUCGCCCACAAGCGCAAGGUUGUUGAAAAGGCCUUCAAAAACUUUUCAGACUUGCCCCCUGAGCUCAUCCCAGCCGCCGGCCCGACUAUAGGUAGCCCUCUUCAGUACGCUUACCGCACCAAGCUCACGCCUCAUUUCAGCAUGCCGCCUGGCGCCAGGAGAAAACAAGGCCCACCAAUCCGACACCAAGAAGUCCCGCCCAUUGGCUUCAUGCUGAAGGGUAGGAAGACUGUGCUUGACAUCGAGGAGUGCCCCAUCGGCACUGAAGUGAUCAACAAAGGCAUGAAGCGGGAACGCGCGGUUGUAGCCUCCAAAUUUGACACCUACUCUGCCGGCGCAACGAUUCUACUGCGUGAGAGCACUGAGAGGUUCUACAAGAAAGACGCUGCCGAGACGCCAAUCCCAACAUCAAUUCGCGAUGAUCAGGUCAGGGUUGAGACAGAAGAUUUUGUUGAAAUCAAGUCAUGUAUCAGCGAAGGCAGCCAAUUGGCAACCGAGUAUGUCGACAACUUUGUGUUCAAGAACAAGGCCUCCUCAUUCUUCCAAAACAACAACUCGAUCCUGCCCUCCCUCACCAAUUAUGUUCGCGAGAACGCCAUUUCAUACAACAACGAGGAUGGAAAGCCCUCUGUUACCAAUCUCAUCGAUGCCUACUGCGGGUCUGGCCUGUUUUCCAUCACAUGCGCUCCUCUAUUCAUUUCCGAUGAGGUCAAGGGUCGCGCCAUCGGCAUCGAUAUUGACGGCCAGGCUACUGAGAGAGCAGGGUUGAAUGCCAAGCUGAAUAAUUACCCCGAUGGAAAGUGCGAGUUUAUUGAAGCCGACGCACCGAAACUGUUCCAGAAACUCGACGGAUUCAACCCGGACGAGACGGCCGUGGUUAUCGACCCUCCACGAAAGGGCUGCGAUGUAUCCUUCCUGACCCAGCUGCUUGUCUUUAAACCUAAGCGCCUGGUAUAUGUCAGCUGCAAUGUACAUACCCAGGCUAGGGAUGUUGGAAUCCUGGUCCGGGGCUAUGUUGACGGCCUACCGGCUCCUGUCGGCGGUGCUCGGUAUAAGAUCGAAAGCGUUCGUGGCUUUGAUCUGUUCCCCCAGACAAGCCAUGUCGAGGGCGUAGCGGUACUGACCAGGGUGGACGACGAUGGCGACGCUCAAAUGUCUACGUAAAUGACGGUAGCCUCGUGUUCAGGGCUUGUCCAGGCCGCUUUGCAAGAACGGCCUGUGUUUUAAUAUCAAUUUCCUAUCUCUUCACUAGACUCUUCACCAACCCCUCAUCUGCGUUUCGAUCAUCUGCUUCUACGUGAAGUGUAAAUGCGAUCCCGGAUGGAAUAUCUUGUACUCAUUUCAGACUUAUCAUUUUACAGAGAAGAGAACAAGCAAGUCAAAAGACUUUCCAUGCCAAAAAAUACUCGAUGCAGCCCCCAAAUUUCGCCGAAACCCACUCAUAUCCAUCAACUCCACGCUGCCAGACUCUACCAUUUUGUCAUCGACUACUUCAUCCCACGCCUGAAAACCAGUCCUGUAACUGACCUGGUCCUCAUAUACCAUAACGCACUCCAUAACACCCCCCAGACAUACGGAAGCAAUCACUUGCUCGUAUCAAGCACAUACCUCCCUACGACCUUGCCCUGCUCCAGCGCCUCGAAAACCUUCCCCAACUCACUAAGCCCGACGGUCUUGAAUGGCGCCUUGAUCAACCCGCGCGCGAAAAAGUCCACAGCCUCGGCCGUGUCCUGUCGGUUGCCGACGUAGCUGCCCUUGAUGGUGAUCAAGCGCACCACCAUAUCCAGGACGUCCGCCUUGAUCUGGGCCCCGGAUGGCAGACCUAUGCACACCACGGUGCCCCUAGGCCGGAUGUACUCGGCCGCCUGCUGGAACGGCCGCGAAGUUACGGCCAGCAGCACGGCGGCAUGGGGGCCGAGGCCAUCGGCAGUCACCUUGCGCACGUCGGCCACCACGUCUGCCGAAGUGGCAAAGUCGACAAAGGCGGCGGCGCCGAGAUCCUCCAGACACGCCCUGCGCUUCUCCUCGCCCGAGUCGAUGGCGAUGACGCGCAGGCCCAUGGCGCGGGCGUACUGCAGCGCCAUGGCACCCAGGCCGCCGCCCGCACCCACGAUAGCGACCCACUGGCCCGGGCGGGCGCCCGUCUCCUUGAGCCCCUUGUAGACAGUGAUUCCGGCGCACAGGACCGGCGCGACGGCCUCGAGGCUCACCUCCUUGGGGAGGCGGGCGACGAGGGCGGCCUUGGCGAUUGCGUACUGCUGGAACGAACCGUCGACCGUGUAGCCCGAAAGUGUGACCUUGGGGCACAGCAUCUCGUUGGCGGACCGGCAAAAGUCGCAGUUUUGGCAACUGCUGUUGAUCCACUUGACGCCGACGUGGUCGCCAAUCUCGACGUCCUGGACCAGCUCUCCGCGCGCCACCACGACGCCAGCGCCCUCGUGCCCGCCCACGAACGGGAGCCUGGUCGGGAUCGGCCAGUCGCCGUUCAUGGCGUGCAGGUCCGUGUGGCACACGCCAGAGUACUUGAUGUUGACGAGGACCUCAUCGGGACCGGGCUUGGCCACGGGGAUCUUCUUGUAAACGGAGGCUGUACAAAGGGUUUUGGGAGGUGGUAAGCUUCUAGAACUCCCAUCUCAAUGUCGCACAUGGGAGGUUUGGGCAAAUCAUGUGCAAGCAUGCUGGACACGCGAGGUUGACUUACGCCCGCCAGUCUUCUCAAUAACCUGCGCCCAUUGUUCUGUAGGGAUUUCCGGCAUUUUGUCUCACGUCGUUCAAAUUUGUCUGGGAUAUGCGGAGGAGAAUGUGGCAACGAGUGGCAGCGGGCACAAAAACAGAGGUAUAUGAGCACGGAGAUGAUAGACGCUCUAGGGAGAUGAGAUGAUGACUAAAACCUCCUCUGCCGGGAAGGGGUCAGACGAUGUGGGAAGUCUAGAUAUAUAGAUAACUAAGAGAUCGAGGAAUAUCGUCUUGUUUACCAGAAAGGUUAAGGAGAGGAAUGGCAAAUCAUUUCUUGCUCUUUGGGGGAAAGGGGAAAGACUGAUGAGCGCAUAGCCGACGCUCGCACCGAAGUGCCGAGCAAAACAUCAUCUGAUGUAGUUCAAAAGACCCAGAAGCAUGAAGAUCCCUCACUUUUCCCUCUCCAAACCUGCACAAGCAGCUUUUCGACUCCGCAUAUUCUGGGCCAAGGGAAGCGCACAUCUCCAAAGGCGCAGGUUUGAGUGGUUCCACAUUCCCAAAAGGUGCGGGGAAAAACGCCUCGGAUUUGGAAGGUUCAAGUUUUGUCUAAGAGUUGUGCUACUUUGAACCAACAUCUUGUUUUAAGCUUGAAGGAAUUGGCCACGGUGGAUAGACCUUGAACAGAUUCCUACUACGUACUGGUACAAAAAGUAACAAGCUUCUCUGAUUGUCACGGAAAGACGCG
Messenger RNA from Pyricularia oryzae 70-15, 4342 nucleotides. Its product is annotated as tRNA (uracil-5-)-methyltransferase. NCBI's taxonomy places the organism in Eukaryota, Fungi, Ascomycota, Sordariomycetes, Magnaporthales, Pyriculariaceae. Gene Ontology annotation, molecular function: tRNA (uracil(54)-C5)-methyltransferase activity, S-adenosyl methionine-dependent. The record is from RefSeq and is a predicted model, not a curated record. The transcript has a single exon. Gene Ontology annotation, biological process: tRNA processing. The coding region runs from base 136 to 2085 and encodes 649 amino acids.